CAUGAACAGAAAGAAUAUACCGACGCGGCAGUCCAAGUUGCCGGAAUUGGCGACAAAAACCCGCGAAACGACAAACACGAUGCCUUCGUGGACAGAGUACUAACGUUGUUUGUCUUUACUCUUUCCACUUUCCAACUCCAUUAAAUAUCUGAGACUGAGCUCCAUCUGCCAAAUUUAUCGAAGAUGGCGGCGAUUUUCUCUUCUUCCCUCUUUGCAACAUCCCCUCUUAAGAAUUCAGCAUCUCCAUCCCACUCCCAAAUCCAUCUUCUUCACUCUAAUCAUAAUAAUAGUUCCCUUUCAUCUCGUGUUCCACUUUCCAGGACUAAGACACGAGCUUCUCUCCUACAAGAUAAUGAGGAUAAAGUGAUUGUACAAGACUCUUUCCCCUCCAAGACCUCUCUUUUUGACACCGCUAAAUCUAGUACUGGGGACUCAGUUAAUGGUUCAUCCCCCAGUACCGUGGAGAAUUGGGUUAUCAGGUUUGAACAAUCAGUCAAUAUCUUUCUCACGGAUUCCGUCAUAAAGAUACUUGAUGCUUUGUACCAUGACAGAAAUUAUGCAAGGUUUUUUGUGCUUGAAACUAUUGCCAGGGUUCCUUACUUUGCCUUUAUGUCAGUUCUCCACAUGUAUGAGAGUUUUGGAUGGUGGAGGCGGUCAGACUAUCUGAAAGUGCAUUUUGCUGAGAGCUGGAAUGAAAUGCAUCAUUUGCUCAUCAUGGAAGAACUCGGCGGGAAUGCUUGGUGGUUUGACCGGUUUCUGGCUCAACAUAUUGCAAUAUUUUAUUAUAUUAUGACAACUUUAAUGUAUGCAAUAAGCCCAAGAAUGGCAUAUCAUUUUUCUGAAUGUGUAGAGAGUCAUGCAUUUGAAACUUAUGACAAAUUUAUCAAGGUCCAAGGAGAGGAAUUGAAAAAAAUGCCGGCUCCUGAGGUUGCUGUGAAUUAUUAUACAGGAGGGGACUUGUAUUUAUUUGAUGAAUUUCAAACUUCCAGAGUCCCAAAUUCUAGAAGGCCUAAGAUAGAGAAUCUGUACGACGUAUUUGUAAAUAUCAGAGAUGACGAAGCUGAACAUUGUAAGACAAUGAAGGCUUGUCAAACCCAUGGGAACCUCCGGUCACCUCAUUCGUAUGCAGAAGAGGAUGAGGAUGAUGAUGAUGAAGCCUCAGUGUGUGGUAUUGAAGCAGAUUGUGAAGGAAUAGUAGACUGUAUAAAGAAAUCUGUUACUUCUAGUCCAGCUAAGGUGAAGUAAGAUAUGUGGCACAUUACUAAUGCAUUCAUAUAGAAAAUAUAUACGAGGCAGGGGAUAAUGAUUAGAGUUAGUUUAAAGUAAAAUUGUCUCUAAAUAUUAAAUAAGCAAGUAAGAGUAUAUUUAUUUAUUCUUAAAUUUUAUUCGGUUAAGUUUGUGAU
Molecule: messenger RNA, 1403 nt
Organism: Gastrolobium bilobum
Lineage: Eukaryota; Viridiplantae; Streptophyta; Magnoliopsida; Fabales; Fabaceae
Product: ubiquinol oxidase 4, chloroplastic/chromoplastic
Exons: 9
Coding region: 184-1245 (353 amino acids)
Biological process (GO): alternative respiration
Cellular component (GO): mitochondrion; thylakoid
Molecular function (GO): alternative oxidase activity
Source: RefSeq, a predicted model, not a curated record